This is a messenger RNA of Clonostachys rhizophaga, 807 nucleotides long. The record is from the annotation of a GenBank genome assembly. Lineage: Eukaryota; Fungi; Ascomycota; Sordariomycetes; Hypocreales; Bionectriaceae.
AUGAUUGAACCCGAUCCGAAGCGGCUCAAGACCGAGGACGCUCCCUAUGAGCUAGUCUACUGGCACGGCCUCCCCGGUCGCGGCGAGUUCAUCCGCCUCCUGUUUGUGGAAGCCGGCGUCCCAUGGAAAGACACCUCAGAUAAAGGCAUGGAAGCCUCCACAGGCCAGGUUCUUGAACUCAUCUCCCCAGACUCCGGGCCGUCUGUCCAGGGCAAAAACCCUCCCGUCUGCGCCGUCCCCGCUCUCCGUCACGGUGACGUCCUCCUCAGCCAGACUCCCAACAUCCUCCAGUACCUGGCCCCGAGACUGGGAUUGGCCCCCAAGGAGGGCGUUGCCGUCUACCAUCUGAACCAGAUUGUUCUCACCCUCAUCGACGGUUUUGUCAAUGAACUUCACGAUACGCACCACCCCAUCUCCGUCUCUGCCUACUAUGAGGAUCAGAAGCCGGAGGCCAAGAAACGUUCCAAGUUCUUCAUUGAGGAGCGAAUCCCCAAGUUCCUGGGUUAUGCGCAGAGGGUGCUAGAUGCUGAGACCAGCGGCGAGGGACCCUGGUUGUAUGGAGAUAGCCUCACGUAUGCCGAUCUCGUGCUCUUCCAGUCUAUUGACGGAACGCAGUUUGCUUUCCCCAAGACAUUCCAGAAACUCAAGGAAUCAGGUAAAUAUGAUGGUGUGUUCAAGCUUUACGAGACAAUCAAGGAGCGUCCGGCGAUCAAAGAGUACCUGGCGAGUGAUAAGCGACAGAAGUAUGGCGACGGAAUUUGGAGGCACUACCCAGAGCUUGAGGAAGAGGACGAGAAGAAGGAGUAG